UCCUUCGCGACUCAUCGUGCCAGACGUCUGCCCUCCAUGGCCCAGAACAUGGAAACACCUGCUCUUCCUCCUCUCGGCCCUCUUCAAAUCCAUCUGACUCAACAGCCUGCCCAGAUGGGUGCCGGCAACGGCGGCGGGGUGGGUCAGUUCGGGGGCAAAGAUGCAAUCCACAACUUUAUCCAGGAUAUCUGGUUCCAGUACUCCUCCAUGGGCGAUGCCCAGCGCGGCCAGCUGCUCAAGGGGCUGAUUGCACGCUCAUCGACAAAACAACUGGACCUCAUUUCCACGUUUGUGAACGCGCACACUCAUACUUCUUGUCCGUACCUGUGGGCAAAAAGCGACCAUGAGAUCAUGGCCACGGAGCAGCGACAUGGCAGGACCGAUCGCUUCAGCAGCACGGAGCUGGGUCUCGACGGCGGCACCCACCUGCCCAGCCAUAUCAAUGCAAACCUGUACAUCAAGCUGCUGAACACAAACUACGACUGUACCGAGCUUACGAAGCAAUCGCAAAAGGCCGGCCCGGACACCAUGAGAAACAUGCUCGGCUUUCUCUCGGAGCGAUGCAAGAAGCUGCAAUCUUUGAUCACAUGCAUGCGCACGAUCUCGACCGAGCAGAGCGCCGACAAGUGCUUUGGGCUUUUGCUUGACUGUGCCCUGACCAACACCGACGGGAGGUGGAUCACGCUCUACCUGCUCGACGAUUCCAGACGCAAACUGCUGCCUCGUGUGAGCAACUGGAACAAAAACGCACAGGAUGCUCUGGACGUGGACCGGGUCUUUUGCACCACCCAGGUGCUGAAGGGCGAGAUCGGCAAUCUCUACAAUGUCAAGGGCUCGGAUCUGUACACCAACGAGCUGGACGAGACCUACGGCAAGAUCGAGGUCGAGUGCAUCGUCUCUGUGCCAAUGUUCUCACAGAGUAACCAUGUCGUGGGUGUUUUGGAAAUCAUCAACAAGGUCUCGGGCUCGCCUUAUUUUGGCGCUGAGGAUGAGUUUGUGCUCAAAUCGCUGGCGUCGAUGUGGACGCUUCGGCUGGACAGUGUGCGCACAACACACGAUACCAUCCGCAAAGUCGACGACAUGCAGAUCCUCCUCAAAACUGCCUCAAACAUGUCGUCGGAAAUGGAGCUGGGAGAUCUUACCAUCACAAUCAUGAACACUGUCAAGGAGCUGCUCGGAGCAGAGCGAUGCACACUAUUCAUCCUGGAUCGCGAGAAGCAAGAGCUCUGGUCGGCGGUGGCUCAAGGCACCGCUGAGAUCCGCAUUCCUCACAACAGGGGUAUUGCUGGACAUGUCGUCCAAACGGGCGAGCUACUUUCGAUUCCUGAUGCAUAUAGCGACCCACGCUUCAAUAGAGCCAUUGAUUUGAAAACCGGCUAUCGAACGAGGAACAUCCUGUGUGUCCCCAUGAAAAACAGCUCAAACAAGAUCAUUGGAGUCGUUCAAAUCAUCAAUAAGCUACCCGAGUCGUCGCAUUUUACCAAGGACGACGAGAGCCUCAUCCUUUCGUUUUCGAGUCUGGCUGCCGAGACCCUUGAGAAGUCCAUGGCGUUCAAGAAAAUGAAGGAAAACCUGGAAGCUUCCCGAAAGACGAACGAGCUGCUGGAGGCCGUUGCACUCUACACCCCGGGCGUCGUUGUCACCAUCGAUGCAUCCGGCAAUGUGAUUCGAGUCAAUCAGCCCGACAAACUCGACGAGCCCAUAUGGAUUCCGGAGAGUCAGCCCAUAAAAUACGAGCAAUUUUUCGGAGAGGCCAACCCGCAGCUGCUUGUGGACAUAUCGCGGGCCAUGUUAACAAAGAACACCACAGUCUAUGGCCAAGAAUACGAGUGGAUUGUCAAUGAGAACGUCAAGCGAAUCAACUACCGAAUCAACCAGAUUGUCUUGAGUGGUGGUCUUGGCGCCAUUGUUGUGGUGGAGGAAAUCACAGAGAGCCUGCGAAUCAAAUCGAUCAUUUCGAGGCAAGAUCUCUCGUUGGAAUGGCGCGCGGUAGUUUACUUACAUGAUGGCAAUGGAUACAUGCCACCGGCGAUCGUCAACAAGCUCAUGGAAGAUCGUGCCCGGCUGGAGGGUAUCCGCCAAAAAGGAAGCGUGGUACAAAUCAAUCUCGAAGACUACUGUGUUCAAUCGGACCUGAUGAGUCCAACGACUGGCAUCGCGGUGUUGAAUCGCUUCUAUACCUACAUGCUGGAGUCGCUGGUAUCGGAGCAAGGCAUCUUGGACCACUACGCCGGCGAAUCGUGCCAAGCAUUGUUUGGCCUGCCCUUUGGCAAGAGCGAUGAUGCCGUUAGAGCGGUGCGGUUUGCUUUCAAGGUCCGUGUGUUCCUGGAGGAAUUCAAUCUCAAGAAUGUCAAGCUGGGUGCAUCCAAGCUCGAUUACGGCAUUGGAAUCACGACGGGGACGCUCUUGGCGGGGCUGAUUGGCUCAACCAAACGGCAAGACUACUCGGUAGUCGGAGAUUCGUGCGCUAUCGCCAAGUUGCUGGAGUCAGCCACAAAGACCUACGGAACGAUCAUCUUGAUCUGCGACAGGACCCAGGACGAGGUCCGCGAAAAAUUCCACCUGCGUGAGGUCGACACUAUCAGCUCUGGCAAAGGCAAGCCCGUGACGGUGUACGAAGUGCUCGCCCCGAUCGACAUUGAGCUCUCGCACGACAACAUGACAUCGCUCAUAUGCUUCGAGCUCGGUCUUGCAGAGUAUCGGGCCCAAAAAUGGCAAGGCGCCAUCUCCCACUUCAAAAAGGCCGUUCAGCUCACGGACGACCGUCCAUCCAAGCUGUUUAUCGAGCGAUGCCGUGCCAUCAUGGAGGGGCGCUGCACCAUCCCCACGAUCUGGAAUGGCGUGUGGGUGUUGAACAACCACCAGUGA
Messenger RNA from Polychytrium aggregatum, 2868 nucleotides. RefSeq lists its product as uncharacterized. NCBI's taxonomy places the organism in Eukaryota, Fungi, Chytridiomycota, Chytridiomycetes, Polychytriales. The transcript is spliced from 13 exons. The coding region runs from base 37 to 2868 and encodes 943 amino acids. The record is from RefSeq and is a predicted model, not a curated record. Gene Ontology annotation, molecular function: protein binding. Gene Ontology annotation, biological process: intracellular signal transduction; cyclic nucleotide biosynthetic process.